UUUCCGAGGUAGACUGGAACCAGAGCUAGAAUCAAUAUGGCGGACGCGGUUGGCGAUGUAGAAGCUCGUGGUGUGAAGCGACCCCUGGUUGAAAACUACAGCGACGGAGAAGAGGAGGAAGAGAGAAGAAAGGCUAAAGAGAAAAGUGCAUAUCAGAGUCGACAUUGCCCAUACCUUGACACUAUCAACAGGCAUGUGCUCGAUUUUGACUUUGAGAAGCUGUGUUCCAUUUCCUUGUCACACAUUAAUGUUUAUGCCUGCCUGAUAUGCGGAAAAUACUUUCAAGGUCGUGGACGGCACUCUUACGCCUAUACCCACAGUGUCCAGUUUGGCCAUCAUGUUUAUCUGAAUCUCCAUACCUUGAAAUUUUACUGUCUCCCUGACAACUAUGAGGUCAUUGAUUCCUCCCUUGAUGAUAUCAAGUAUGUACUUAACCCAACCUUCACAAAGAAAUACAUCAAGGAGAUGGACGAGUCAGCCAGACUGUCAAGAGCAUUCGAUGGGGCUACAUACUUGCCAGGCAUCGUUGGUCUCAACAAUAUCAAAGCCAAUGACUACCUGAAUGUUGUGCUACAAGCAUUUGCAUUUAUUACACCAAUCCGGAACUACUUUUUGAGAGAGGAAAACUACAAUGUGAUCAAGAGGCCCCCUGGGGACAUCAUGUUCCAGCUAGUUCAACGUUAUGGUGAGCUCCUGCGAAAACUGUGGAAUCCUCGGAAUUUCAAAGCUCAUGUCUCUCCCCAUGAAAUGCUUCAGGCUGUGGUUUUGUGCAGCAAGAAACGGUUUCAGUUCACCAAGCAGGGAGAUCCCAUUGAGUUUUUACCAUGGUUUCUUAAUGCACUGCAUACAGCUCUCAAUGGAACAAAGAAAAUGUCAAGCAGUAUAAUCUUCAAGUCCUUCCAAGGCAAGAUGAGGAUAUACUCAAGGAAGGUUCCUCAAACAGAGAAUGAGGAGGAAAAAGCAGAGCAGAUGAAACUUGAAGAGUAUCAAGAGACAGUGUCUGAGUCACCAUUCUUAGUCCUUGCACUAGACAUCCCCGCAAGCCCUCUUUUUAAGGACGAAUUUCAACAAAAUAUUAUUCCACAAGUCCCACUGUCUUCUUUGCUGAGCAAAUUUGAUGGCACCACAGAAAAGGAGUACAAAACCUACAAAGAAUCAUUUAUCAAAAGAUACGAGCUGUUACGGUUGCCGCAGUACCUCAUACUUUGUAUUAAGAGAUUUACAAAAAACACGUUCUUCGUUGAGAAAAAUGCCACAGUCGUCAACUUCCCUGUGAAGAGUGUGGACCUAGCGGAGUACUUAUCGAGUGACCCGGCUGUCCAGGACGCACAUCCACACACGACUUACGAUCUCGUUGCCAACAUUUGUCACGACGGGGAGCCAGAGAGCGGCACUUACAGGCUACACGUUCUGCAUCGGGGUGCAAACAAAUGGUACGAACUUCAGGAUCUUCACGUCAAGGACAUCCUGCCACAAGUCAUUACUCUCUCAAACUCUUACAUCCAGAUUUACGAGCUUCAAACAGAUUCGCAAAACUCGUGAAUUUCAGAAGGCAUUCGUAUCGUGCGAAAAAAACCCUCGCCCACAAGCUACCUAUGUAACACUCUCGCUGAAGUCUUCAACACAAGAGGUCAACGCCUGGCCCCGAGUCAUGAAGCCUGGCCCCGAGUCAGUCUUGUCGGGUCAUAUACUGUACGAACGGUUCUCGUGUCACGCGAAGGCUUGUCGGGUCAUAUACUGUACGAAGGGUUCUCGUGUCACGCGAAGGCUUGUCGGGUUAUAUACUGUACGAAGGGUUCUCGUGUCACGCGAAGGCUUGUCGGGUCAUAUACUGUACGAAGGGUUCUCGUGUCACGCGAAGGCUUGUCGGGUCAUAUACUGUACGAAGGGUUCUCGUGUCACGCGAAGGCUUGUCAGGUCAUAUACUGUACGAAGGGUUCUCGUGUCACGCGAAGGCUUGUCGGAUCAUAUACUGUACGAAGGGUUCGAAACGGCACGCCAACUGAUACAACGAGUCAUCAAUGUAAACAAGCACCAAUCGAUAAUAUUGACAAGCUUUGUAAAAAAAAGCCCACAAACUUGUGUCAUAAGUAAAUAUCUUUUUUACUCAA
Molecule: messenger RNA, 2111 nt
Organism: Nematostella vectensis (starlet sea anemone)
Lineage: Eukaryota; Metazoa; Cnidaria; Anthozoa; Actiniaria; Edwardsiidae
Product: U4/U6.U5 tri-snRNP-associated protein 2-like
Exons: 21
Coding region: 37-1542 (501 amino acids)
Biological process (GO): mRNA processing; protein deubiquitination; spliceosomal complex assembly
Molecular function (GO): cysteine-type deubiquitinase activity; zinc ion binding
Source: RefSeq, a predicted model, not a curated record